Molecule: messenger RNA, 609 nt
Organism: Carassius auratus (goldfish)
Lineage: Eukaryota; Metazoa; Chordata; Actinopteri; Cypriniformes; Cyprinidae
Product: scavenger receptor cysteine-rich type 1 protein M130-like
Exons: 3
Biological process (GO): zymogen activation
Cellular component (GO): plasma membrane
Molecular function (GO): serine-type endopeptidase activity
Source: RefSeq, a predicted model, not a curated record
CUGGUGGGUUCUGGGGGAGACUGUGCAGGGAGGCUGGAGGUUUUUCACAGCGGCUCAUGGGGGACAGUGUGUGAUGACUCCUGGGAUAUUAAAGAUGCUCAUGUGGUGUGCAGACAGCUGCAGUGUGGAGUGGCCCUCAGUAACCAGCAGGUACCAGCCUGGUUUGGUCCUGGUUCUGGACACAUAUGGCUGGAUGAGGUGGAGUGUGAGGGGAAUGAGACGUCCCUGUGGAGCUGCUCUUCUCCAGGCUGGGGAAAACAUGACUGUCAACACAAGGAGGAUGUAGGAGUCGUGUGCUCAGAGUUUAAAGAGAUCAGGCUAACUGAGGGCUGUGAAGGGAAUCUGGAGGUUUUCUACAAUGGAUCCUGGGGUAAUGUGUGCUGGAACCAGAUGGACAGAGACACAGUGAGUCUGAUCUGUCAAGAGCUGAACUGUGGAAGAUCUGCUGUUUUCUCUGCUUCUACAGCAAGAGUGGAAUCAGCUCCUAACUGGCUGGAUAAAGUUACAUGUCGACCACAUGAUUCAUAUCUGUGGCAGUGUCCAUCUUCACCGUGGGGACAGAAUGACUGUGGUGAAGAUGAAGUGGCAAAAUUAACCUGCUCAGACUGA